This is a messenger RNA of Moneuplotes crassus, 2744 nucleotides long. NCBI's taxonomy places the organism in Eukaryota, Ciliophora, Spirotrichea, Euplotida, Euplotidae. The record is from the annotation of a GenBank genome assembly.
UGACAAUAAGAAUAUGGAGACAAUUGAUCAAAGCCAAGCUAAAUUUGAAGUAUCUAGCAAAAAUAAACGAGAAUGGCUUAAGAAAAAGAUUGACCAGGAUCAUCUGGAGUAUGUUCGAAAGCUUGAAACAGAUAUAAUGAAUUACUCUUAUAAAUUGAAUGAAUUAGAAGAAGAGCUUGAGAAGAAUCCACCAAAGUUAAAGUCCAAGGAAAAGGAGAAAGAGAAAUAAACUUGCUCUAUUUAGAUUUAAGAUUGAUCAAGCUCGAGCAAGAAUCUCAAACUCUAAAGAAAUGAAAGAGUCUAUGGAUCAGACUGAAGAUGACUUCUUUUGUCAUUCAGAUUUCAGCAAAUUUUACGGGAGCAAGGCCAAGAUAAAUAAUCAAAUGUGAGAGGUUAAGACUAGCAAUGGAGAUACUUACUAUAUUGAAGAGUUUUUACUUCAGUUACUUUAUGAUCACCAAAUUGAUGGCCUUCAUUGGCUUCUUGAGCAGCAUUCUUCAAACAGAGGGUCUUUACUCGGAGAUGAAAUGGGUUUAGGAAAAACUAUUACUUCGCUCUCCUUGCUUAGCUGUUUAAAGGCAACUCAAAUGAACUCAGAUCGUAUAACAUUUGGGAUAAAUCUCUUAGUCUGCCCUGCUACCCUUCAAGAUCAAUGGAAAGAAGAAGCAAAACUAUGGGCAACUAAUAUAGAUACUUAUAUCUUCUCUCAGGAUAUCAGGACAAAAGCAUCACUCUCUAAUAUCUUCAAAUAAAUACAAAAAGGACGGAUGAGUGAUAAUUAUCACAUAUGAGACAUUGAGGAAUUAUAGAAAAUGGUUCGACAAAGAGGAAAUAUAUUAUGCCAUACUUGAUGAAGGCCACAAGAUAAAGAACCCUAAGGCUAAAGUUACUCAAGAGAUCAAGAAAUUGUCUAUUAAAAACAGACUAAUUCUGACAGGAACACCAAUUCAAAAUACUAUUGAUGAACUUUGGUGUCUUAUUGACUUCAUUCAGCCAGGGAAACUAUCCAAACUUGAAAUUUUUAGAGAUGAAUAUUGAUCGCAUAUACUAAAAGCUGGAAGCGUAAACGCAACAUCUAUUGAGAUAGCCAUGGCUAAAGAAUGCACUCAUAGACUGAGAGUUUUAAUUAGGCCUCAUAUUUUGAGAAGAACCAAGGCGAUGCUUACUAAAGCAUGAAAUCUGCAGUCAAAGAAUGAAUAUAUUGUUUUCUGAAAUCCUACUAUUCCCCAAAUAUUGAUCACAAUGAAGCUGAGGAAUAAAGUAGUUACUCAGAUUAGAAAUAGCGAGAAUCAUGAGAUUCAAGCAGACGAUCUUAUGUUGAUCUCAAAAGCUAGGAAAAUCUGAAAUCAUCCAUAUCUUGUGUUCUGGGAUGAAGGAACUCAAGACCUUCUUUACGGAGUAGGUGAUGAAUCUGGAAGUGAAAUUCACAACAAAGAUGAUUUGAUGCAACUAAUUUUUGAUCAAAGAGACAAGAGUGGCAAAAUCAAUAUUGCUGAAAAGUUGCUAGAUGAAUGGUACUCUAAAGAAAAAACAAAAGUUUUAAUUUUCAGUCAGACUAAGAUCAUUCUUGAUAUCCUUGGGAAGGUCAUUGAGUCAAAAGGAAUAAAGCACAAAAGAAUUGAUGGAAAUACGAAUGUCUCCAAAAGGAUGGAAAUUAUUAAGCAGUUUUCAGAAGAUGAAGACUGAUUUGCCAUGCUUCUUACAACUAGAGUUGGAGGACUCGGGCUAAAUCUAACUGCAGCAAACAAGAUUAUCAUCUUUGACCCUGAUUGGAAUCCUAUGGUAGAUAUGCAAGCUAGUGAUAGAGCAGCAAGAAUUGGGCAAAAGCAAGAUGUAACUGUGUAUAGAUUGGUCUGUAGUGACACAGUUGAAGAAUUUAUAUAUCAAAAACAAAUUUUCAAACAGUUUAUGGCCGAUAAAAUUCUGAAUAAUCCUGGGGCAAAGAGAAUAUUCAAAGAAAAAAUUUUCAUAGAAUACUUACUUGCAGUCCCAAAAACAUGGCAGAAGCUCUAUAAAGAUAUGGGAUUGGAUAUCUAUUCAAAAGACGAGAGGAACGAGGAAGAAGCAAAAACAGUUAAGGCUCUAUCUGAACAAGUCCUAUUUAACUUUGGAGAAAUAAAGAAAAUUUGAAUGAAAGAGUCGAUGAAGAAGAGAGAUAAGAAAAACAUGGAUAAAAUGUUCACAAAGCAUCAGAGAAAGAUGAUUCAGGUAGACAAAGAGAUACUUAAAUAAAGAUAAGAAAUUUAAGAAAUUCUACAAUGGAGUACUUAAUGACAUUAAGACGCUUGAUAGCAAAGAGAAGGGAGAAGAGUCUAAAGAACAUGAGUUUGUAAAGCAACUUCUUACAAGAGACGAAGAUGCCAAAGAGGUUAAUAAUGAUAAUCUUACUAUUGAUGAAAGAUUGCAGCUUAUGAGACUCAAAAAUAAGACAAUGGAACAUCUCAGUAAAGAUAAAAAUCUUGGUGAAAAUACAAUGAAAUUAGAGUCUUCAUUAGCUUUCACUGAAGAUGAGAUAUCAGAAAGAAUUGAAGUUGCCGAGAAAGAACUACUACAGUUAUUUAAUUCAAAAUCUGAACAAGAAGGUGAAGCCUCAGUUUCAGAUAGCGAUAUGAAAGAGAAUUUUAAAAUUUACCUCCAAAGUCCAUACUUCAGAAAGCCAUUUGAGAAUAUGCUUUUUGAGAAUUGUAGCCUUACUGAUGAGAAGACAUGGAGAUUAAAAUAAUUUCUUCUAAGAUUGUUCAUUU